AUGUCUGAGUCCACCGAUGUUCAAGCUCUAGCAAAAAUAUCUACGGAAGUAGACGAAUCACAAAUCAAAGUGGUAUUUUCAAGUCAAUGCAUAAAAGCUCAAGCAUUUUUGGUCGACAAACUCCGUAAGCAAACCGACAGACUAAAGGAAAUUUGCAAUUUUAUGAGUAGCGCUAACGUGAAAUUGGAAUCUGAAAUAAAGUUCGCGGAGAAUGAAAUUAUAAGUUUUCGACUAUCUCAAGAAACAAUAAAAAGUGCAAAUGUAGAACUUAAAAAAGAGUUGCUGAUUGCAAAAGAGUCAAAAUUGGAUAUUAUUGAACGCAUUAAAAACGGAGAGAAAAGAUAUGAAGAAUUGUGGUUGGAGUGCAAAAGUAGGUUUGAAAGUAUCCCUUACGUACAAAAACUACUGCAAGCCCAAAACAAAAUGAAGGAAUUGAGAUCUUAUGUGGAAGAACUUAAAGAUCAAGCAGAAAAACUGUCAAAGGAAAUACUCAUAAAAAGAAAUGAUUUUGCUAAUUUAAACAUAAAACGUGCAAUAGAAUUAGCUGUAUACAUUACUCAAGAUAGACCAAAUGACAUUAGGCGUAUCGAAGAAAUUAAAAUACAAAUAUCUGAACUAACUAAGGAGAUACAAGAGAUGCAUAUUGAACAGGACUCUGGUUCUAUCUAUAACGAUGUUUCAAUUUCUGGUAAUGAUUCGAAGAAAAUAAAUAGUAGUAAGUCUCAAGAUCCUGAUUCACCAGAUUUGGGAAAAGAUAUCGAAGUUGACUUACUAGGUCCGCUAAUGAUACCGAUAUUUCAAAGCAAUGACGACGUUGAUAUCAUCAGUGAUAAAUUGGAGCAGGUUAAAAAAAUGGAUCUCUUAGCAAAUACAACGCACAAUAUUCAAUCAGUUCCAACACCUUCUACAUCGAAACAAAAUGCCCGCGAUACUCUGUGGACUCGUGAAAAACCCGAUGAAUACUUAUCCUCGUUUUUCGAUAAACCAAGAAAUGUUGAAGGGAAAUACAAAAACUAUUCUAGAAAUAAACUAAUAAACAUAUUAGAGGACGUAAAAUUAGAUAAAAGUGACGCGUUAGAUUUCGUUUCUAAAGUUGUUCCCGAAAAACUGCAACCAGUUCACGUUAUAGCACCAGCUUCCGGACCAGACAACAAUAACGAUCAAAUCAAACAAAGUGAAGAUUCUAAAAAAUGUAAGACCAUUCAAGUUGUUGAAUUAACGAGUCAAGACGAUAUCCUUAUACCUCCUACGCAGUUUACGGAUACGAAGGAUUCAGAGGAGGAUGAAAAAAACACCAAAAAUAAACUAUCGCAGCACGAAAAUGAAAAUGCCAAGCAAAUUGAUGUGGUCGAUGAUGCUGAAGCUGGGGAUGACGAAGUUGCCAAAAAAGAGGUUAUAUGUAGUUUAACAUCUCAUAGUAUUGAUGAAGAGGCAAAUAAGUUUGAAGAGAUAAUGGAAGUCGACGUUACUGACACCGUUAACAAGUCAGUGGACGCAAGUGUCGUGGACCAGGAUGACUUUUCUAAGAUAAAAGAUAUGAUAUUCAAAAAACACAAUUUAGAUUUGUCUCCUCAAUUUACUUACUCUAAAAAUAUUUCUACGAAUAUAAAUAAAAACGUGUUCACGUCGAAAUUUUUCGAAAAGAAUGAAAUCCUCGAAUCUAAUAAUGAGAUUGCAGACAAAGAAUGUUCUAAUAAAGCAAAAUGUUCAGAAGACCGUACUAGAAGCGACACUGUGGAUUUUGAAAAUGCGCCUGAAGCAAAUGCAACAGCCAUGGAUGUUGAUGUUGAAACAAAUUCUCAAGCGAUUUAUCAAAAGCAACAGAAUCCAGUAAAAGGUUUCUUAUUUAGCCACGGUCCUAACGACAUACCCGAUUCUUUAGAUAUAUCGGUUAGUACCACUGGCUUCGAAGACGUUGAUGCAGAAUUUCCACAUUGUAUAGAUUCUAGCUUGUUGCUGUCACCUAAAGCUGAUCUACCAAUGGCCAGUCAAGAUGUUGAUGUGCAGUCUCAAGAAGUACCAAAUUUUUUGACAGGCCUCCGAAAAGCUGGACUUUCAUUAUUUGGGGAGUCUACAAAAUCAAAGAAUGAUGCGAAUACCGAAAAUAAUGGUGAAGGUUUCACUUUUAAUUUUAGCGGAGAAGAAAAAAAGAGCAGGGGAGGCUUGUUUAGUAUGUUCCAUUAAAAAUUAUUUCUGUUAAUAUCUG
Molecule: messenger RNA, 2206 nt
Organism: Bombyx mandarina (wild silkworm)
Lineage: Eukaryota; Metazoa; Arthropoda; Insecta; Lepidoptera; Bombycidae
Source: RefSeq, a predicted model, not a curated record